Messenger RNA from Lottia gigantea (owl limpet), 2589 nucleotides. RefSeq lists its product as hypothetical. The transcript is spliced from 3 exons. Gene Ontology annotation, molecular function: group II metabotropic glutamate receptor activity. Bases 1 to 2589 code for a protein of 862 amino acids. Gene Ontology annotation, cellular component: membrane. Lineage: Eukaryota; Metazoa; Mollusca; Gastropoda; Lottiidae. The record is from RefSeq and is a predicted model, not a curated record. Gene Ontology annotation, biological process: regulation of synaptic transmission, glutamatergic; G protein-coupled glutamate receptor signaling pathway.
AUGCCAAAUCGGACUACAAAAUCCAUCAAAUCCGCUUUUAUAGCCGGGGAUAUUAUUCUUGGAGGAUUAUUUCCUGUCCAUCAUAAAGGUGUCGGAGAACAACCGUGUGGAGAAAUUAAUCCGGAUCGUGGAAUCGAACGUUUAGAAGCUAUGCUUUUUACCAUUGAUGAAAUAAACAACAAUAACAAUAUCUUGCCCGGGAUUACCAUAGGUGCUUCACUCUAUGAUACUUGUGCCAGAGGUACUUACGCGUUGGAACAAUCGUUAGAAUUUAUCAGAGCUUCGUUUUAUUCUUUGGAUACUUCUGAAUUUGUGUGUUCGGAUGGCUCACAAGCCAAAGCAAAGUUUUCACCAACGAAAGUGACCGGUGUUGUUGGGGGUUCGUACAGUACUGUUUCCAUGCAGGUUGCAAAUUUACUAAGAUUGUUUAAACUUCCACAAGUGAGCUACGCGUCUACUAGUGCAUCUCUUAGUGACAAAACUCGUUACGACUAUUUUUUACGCACAGUGCCACCAGAUACUCUGCAGGCUAGAGCAUUAGUUGAUAUCGUACAAGAGUUUAAUUGGACUUACGUGUCAACCGUUUCCUCUGAGGGCGAAUAUGGGUCCUCAGGUAUUGACUAUUUCCAAAGAGAAGCUCGUGCGAAAAAUAUCUGCAUAGCCGCCAAUGUUAAAAUUCCAGCCAAAUCAACAAAUAGCACCUUUGACAGAACUAUUCGUGACCUUUUGGAAAAGCCAGAAGCCAAAGUUGUCAUAGUAUUCGUUAGAAUUGAAGAUGCCAAAGGCCUUCUUGAUGCAGCAACUCGUUUCAACCUAUCGGGAAAACAUGUAUGGGUUGCCAGUGACGCCUGGGGGAGGCAAGAUAAACCCGUUAAAGAUAACCUACUGGCGGGACAAGGUGCAAUAACUUUAGAGCUUCAAUCCACGCCUAUUAAGACGUUUGAAAAUUAUUUCCGAAACUUGAACCCGCGAACUAAUAUCCGAAAUCCAUGGUUUAGAGAAUAUUGGGAGGCAGUAAAUAAAUGCAGUUGGCGAGAAAAUACUAACAAACACGCUACUAGGAAUAUUAGAUAUUGUACUGGAGCUGAAAAACUUAAUAGAAAAAUCCACCAACAAGAGGGAAAGGUUCAGUUUAUUUAUGAUGCUGUGUAUGCAUUAGCCAUAGCUCUAGAUAAAAUGCAACGAUCUUUAUGCCCUAACACGACCAAAUUAUGCCCAGAAAUGGAAAGAAUUGAUGGAGAACAUUUCAAGGACUUUCUACUUAAUGUCUCUUUCAACGAUAAUUAUGGUGCCCAUGUACAGUUUGAUAAGAACGGCGAUGCAUUAGGGAGAUACACCAUUAUGAACUACCAAAGAAACAGAACAACCAGGCAUUAUGAAUACCAAGAAAUUGGCCGAUGGUCGAAAACAUUAAACCUAGAUCAUUCUAAAAUAAUUUGGGCAGGUGGAACGGAUAAAAUUCCAACAUCGCGGUGCAGUGAACCAUGCAAAGAGGGUGAAAUCAAAAACAUGCGACAAGGUGAUCCGUGUUGUUGGAUCUGUACGAAAUGUCAACCAUGGGAGUACGUUAAAGACGAACGUACGUGUGAAUCAUGCGGUACUGGUGGUUGGCCGUACGACAACAAAACGGGAUGUUACAGUCUUGUUAUCGAGCAUAUGACAUGGACGAGUAUCUAUGCCAUAGUUCCUAUGUGUCUGGCAGCGGUGGGCAUCAUGUGUACGAAUUUUGUAAUCUUAUUGUUUAUAUUGUAUAAUAAUACUCCGGUUGUGAUGGCGUCAGGACGCGAACUAAGCUACAUGUUACUAUGCGGCUGUUUAUUUUGCUAUCUCAUGACUUUUGUGCUUUUGGCUAUGCCAUCUGUUAUUGUGUGUGCUUUACAGAGAUUUGGUGUGGGAUUUGGUUUCUCCAUCAUAUAUUCAGCUUUACUUACAAAGACUAACCGAAUAUCGCGGAUAUUCGAAAGUGCUAGACGUUCUGCCAAAAGACCUCCAUUUAUUAGUCCUAAAUCGCAGAUACUUUUAGCUCUAAUAUUAAUUUCUAUACAAAUUCUGUUUACAGCAGUGUGGCUGUUGAUAGAGACUCCGGGCAUUCGACUCCAUAUACCUGACGAACGAAAGCCAUUAAUAAUUUUAAAGUGCAAAAGUGACGAUAUUUCAUUUUUAGUAUCGUUAGUAUAUAAUAUGUUACUUAUUAUAAUAUGUACAGUUUAUGCUGUGAAAACUAGAAAAAUUCCAGAAAACUUCAAUGAAUCCAAAUUUAUUGGAUUUGCUAUGUACACUACAUGUAUCAUAUGGUUAGCAUUCGUACCAAUCUAUUUUGGAACACUGAAUUCUUUUAAGAUCCAAAUAACAACACUGUGUGUCUCUAUAUCAUUAAGUGCAUCCGUUGCCUUGCUGUGUCUCUUUUUUCCAAAAGUGUAUGUGAUAGUCUUCCAGCCACAGAAAAACGUACGAAAAUUGACCAUGAAUUCUGCUAGUUAUAAAAUGGCCCAGACAGGAACAACAGGCACGACCAAUAACUACGGUAAGAAAUCCAUUUUAAUAGAAAUAUGUCAUUGUACUGUGUUCCUAUCUGCAUCAGUGCCUUAA